UAAUGAGCAAAGCUGAAGGCACAGGCGAACGGUGGCAUGCUCAUGUCACUGCUCUUAGCGUUGGACCAGAUCAUCGUCGCUUUGGGCUUGCCAGAAAACUCAUGCAAAACAUGGAGGAAAUAUCAGAAAAGAAGAACACGUAUUUCGUGGACCUGUUUGUGAGGAUUUCAAACAAAGUUGCCAUAGCUAUGUACAAAGCCCUGGGAUACAUAGUCUAUCGGACGGUUCUGGAAUAUUACUCUGGAAAUCCGGAUGAAGACGCUUAUGCUUAUACAUUUGGAAUAUCUUUUUAUCUGCAAUACCUUGCACAUUGGUCUGAAUUUUUUCAAGUCGCUCGAUCGCCUUCUGGAGAACUGGAGGGAUACAUAAUGAGCAAAGCUGAAGGCACAGGCGAACGGUGGCAUGCUCAUGUCACUGCUCUUAGCGUUGGACCAGAUCAUCGUCGCUUUGGCCUUGCCAGAAAACUCAUGCAAAACAUGGAGGAAAUAUCAGAAAAGAAGAACACGUAUUUCGUGGACCUGUUUGUGAGGAUUUCGAACAAAGUUGCCAUAGCUAUGUACAAAGCCCUGGGAUACAUAGUCUAUCGGACGGUUCUGGAAUAUUACUCUGGAAAUCCGGAUGAAGACGCUUAUGACAUGAGAAAAGCCAUGUCAAGGGACGUGUUUAGAUCCUCAGUGGUACCACUGCUUCACCCCAUACGACCCGAAGAUCUGGACUGAGAGUGGAAAUUCUUUUUUUUUUUUUUUUCGCGAGCGAGUGAGCGAUUCUUACUGUCCAAUGUGUACUUCGUGUUUUUGUGUCUGUGGCGCUGCUAGCCCUGAAUUCAUGACGUAUGCGUAACAAAGACUGCAUUUUUCUCCCCCGG
Molecule: messenger RNA, 865 nt
Organism: Notodromas monacha
Lineage: Eukaryota; Metazoa; Arthropoda; Ostracoda; Podocopida; Cyprididae
Source: the annotation of a GenBank genome assembly